AAUUUCUAGAAUUAGGAAAAUAUAAAUUUAUCGAUAAUAAUUUUAACUUCGUUGAAAAAUUCAUAUUUCUUCGGAUAGAGGGCACUGAUACACUAUGGAAGAAAUUCAUCAAAUGUUACUGAACUUACAGCAAGACAUCAAACAACAAAAACAAGAUAUGUUGGACAUGAAAGAGGAUUUAAAAAACAUAAUAAUUAACAACAUUCACGAGAAAUUUGCAAACCUUGAAUUGAAAAACGAACAAUUAGAAAAAACUAUUGAAGAACAAAAAGUCAAAUUAAAUAACUUAGAAAGGCAUUCACGACGAAAGAACCUUGUCAUGUUCGGAGUAGAAGAGAGUGAGAAUACUUAUUUUGAAUUAGAGAAUAUUAUAGUAAAUAUAAUAAACAAUUUCUUUGAAUUUCAAUGUGACAAAAAUAACAUUGAACUUGUCAGAAGGUUGGGAAAGAAAGGUGAUAACAUAAGACCAGUUGUUAUAACGUUUAACAGCAUGAGUUACAAGAUAAAUAUUCUGAAAAAAAAAUCCUGUCUAGAAAAUACUCAGUAUUACAUUAAGGAGGACUAUCCCAUUGAAGUCCUUAACAGGCGGAAGGAACUCCAAGUCCAGUUACAGAAAGAAAAAGAGAAAGGCUAUACUGCCUUCAUAAGAUACGACAAACUUAUAGUAUUAAAAGGCACAUUUGAAAAAGAGAACCCCACCAAGAAGGUACUAGAAACUAGAAAACAACUACAGCCAAAAGCAGAGGAAGAAUGGAAAAAGGGAAACAAAUCUUUUUUGAGAGGAGACCAAUUGGUGAUUAAAAAACUGCAGGAUAACCAGCGCGAAAAAAGGAAGAGAGAUAAAACUGUAUCUCCCAACUUGUCUACACAGAAAAAACAGAACACAUCUAACAAGUUUGAAAACACAUCGACUAAAACUAACAAUGUAGGACAAAAAGAAAUAUUACAACCAAACAUACUACAAUAUAUAGGAAGAGAUAGAUCGUUUUCGACCUCCGACAUUUCAAAAACUAACAAACACACGCAAGCAACCUAUCAAAACAAAAACAACAACAACUAAAACCGGAAAAGCAAAACAAAUAUGGAAGAAACACAUUCUAAAACAACCUAAUCAAGAAGCCUUCCCACCACGGUUGGUCGCCGCGGGAAGAUCAGACCACCACCCUCUAACAAAAAAACAUAAUAUAUAAUGAUAGCAUCGCUCAAUACUAGGACUUUAAAAGUUAGAGGAGGCCUUUGCCAAGAGGCACACCAAACUCUGAGAUAUACUGGAGUGAAAAUAUAUUAAAGUUCAGAUAUAUAAAACGACAGAGUUUCGGAAUUUAAAGGCUAUAUUAUUAUUAUUAUUAUUAUUAGUAUUAU
Messenger RNA from Pieris napi, 1362 nucleotides. Its product is annotated as SUN domain-containing protein 2-like. The record is from RefSeq and is a predicted model, not a curated record. Lineage: Eukaryota; Metazoa; Arthropoda; Insecta; Lepidoptera; Pieridae. The transcript is spliced from 2 exons. The coding region runs from base 95 to 1060 and encodes 321 amino acids.